Leptinotarsa decemlineata (Colorado potato beetle) is the source of this 1833-nucleotide messenger RNA. RefSeq names its product Rho-related BTB domain containing (gene RhoBTB). The record is from RefSeq and is a predicted model, not a curated record. Gene Ontology annotation, biological process: small GTPase-mediated signal transduction. Lineage: Eukaryota; Metazoa; Arthropoda; Insecta; Coleoptera; Chrysomelidae. Gene Ontology annotation, molecular function: protein binding; GTPase activity; GTP binding.
GGGUCCACAGUGUGAUGGAUGUCGGCACCGUCGUGGUCUUGGGGGAUGGAUAAUGAACAACCCCACCAGGAGUUGGUCAAGUGUGUGGUCGUGGGCGAUACGGCCGUCGGAAAAACUCGACUGAUAUGCGCUCGCGCGUGCAACAAGCAGGUCUCGAUGGCCCAACUGCUGGCUACCCACGUGCCAACGGUUUGGGCCAUCGAUCAGUACCGCAUCUACAAGGAUGUUCUCGAGAGAUCCUGGGAAGUGGUGGACGGCGUCAACGUCAGUCUGAGACUUUGGGACACUUUCGGCGAUCACGAAAAGGACAGGCGAUUCGCUUACGGAAGAUCGGAUGUUGUGUUACUAUGCUUCAGCAUCAACAACCCUGUAUCUCUUCGCAACUGCCGGUUAAUGUGGUUUCCGGAAAUUCGUCGUUUUUGUCCCAGUACCCCCGUCAUUUUAGUAGGAUGCAAGAACGACUUGCGUUACAUGUACCGAGACGAGGCGUAUCUCAACUACUUCCGAGACAAGAGUCCAUUCGUUCGCGCGACCAGGAAGAGCGAUCUGGUGAUGCCAGACGAGGCCAGAGACGUGGCCAGAGAACUCGGCCUGCACUACUACGAGACUUCGGUACUUACCUACUAUGGAGUUAACGAAGUGUUCGAGAACGCCAUUAGGGCAGCGCUGAUAGCCAGACGGGCCCAGCGGUUCUGGAUGACGAACUUGAAGAGGGUGCAGCGGCCGCUUUUGCAGGCACCUUUCAAGCCUCCCCCACCCAUGAAUACAGACAUUCACAUAUUGUCGGGAACUUACACUGAACAUAUGCGACAUCUUUGGCUUAGCAGGGCUCAUACAGAUAUCGUGUUGAUUGUGGGGUCGAUGGGAUUUCCUGCACAUCGGUUCAUCCUGGCAGCCAGCAGUAGAGCUUUUUACAGGCUUUUAACUGCAGAUCUCAUGGCACGCAGCACCAGCGACUCGAGCAUGGUGAGUUCGUUGGGAGAUUUUGCCGACGAAACUGAGUGCCUCGUACGAGCCGAGCAGAAGACUUGCAAAAGACGUGCCAGUUGCCAAGCUCUGCCGACUGCCAGGGAACUGGAACACCCGGCUUUUCAGUGUAUCAGAAACGUUCAACCGGAAGGACAAACCGUGGUGACACUCAGCAAACUAGUAACUCCCAGUGCCAUGCAGCAGUGUUUACUCUUCGCUUAUACCGGUACAGUCGAUCGUAGUGCACUGAAUCUAAGAGAAACCUGUGAGGCUGCGGAAUUUCUGGAGUUGCCCCAAUUAUUGAUACUGCUCACAAAACAUCCUUUUGUUGCCCCUGACCCUCCCGAUGACACUUAUGAAAAUUUCCUCAAGGGGCGUUUACAGGAUGUCUGUUUAGAUCAAGGCCUUUUUGCAGACGUCAUAUUCGAACUUGAUGAUGGAGCCUGCACUGCUCACAAGGCGAUGCUUGCAGCACGAUGUGAUGUCAUGAAGGCAAUGCUCAGUGGAGAUUUUCGAGAAAGCCAAGCCAAAGUGAUUGAAUUUCCAGGAGUAAGGGAGUACACAUUUCAUAAACUGCUCUGUUUUCUGUACAUCGACGAAAUCCCAGCGGUGUCUGCUAUUCGCUGUAUCAAUUUGUUAGAACUGGCGAAUAGGCUGUGUUUGCCAAGACUUGUCAAUUUAGUGGAGAGACGGGUUAUUGAAGAUUUGGAACGUCUGCAACCUUCUGAAUCUAUAGAGCACUGCUUGAGAUUGCUAGAACCUGUUAAGGAACUGUUGAAAAUGACUACCCCUCGCUCGGAUGCAAGAACCCAAUCUUCUCCUCAACGACUCUCGAACUCUUCCAAAAACAUCAGGAUCGUUUGA